AUGCCCAUCUCUCUUCGAAACAACGGCUCGACUCGCGACGACCCUCGUUACAGGUUGGCCGGGCGGUCUCGUUAUCGCUUACUAUUGUUGACAGUCGUGUCGAUCUCGCUCUUUGGCCUCGGAUGUCUGACAUAUCGCCAUGGACCCGUCGUCUCGAGUACCGCCUUGUCAAUUUCGGAUGCGGGUAGAGGUAUUCGUAUAGCCGUCUACGAAGGCUCCGGGUUUCAUGACGACGUAGCGGGCGCAUUGAUCUACACUGCCGAACGGUCCGGCGCGACCGUGACGAGCUAUCGCACACAUCUUCGAGUCUCGCCCGACUACCCGGGAGGAUGGAGGUUCGGGUUCGGCAAGAUCUUAUCCGCGUUUCAUGACGGUCCUACGAUCAGCGCCCCUCCGAAUUCGGUGGACAGUCUAGAGUCCUCGAUAUCCCGCGCCGAAUUCGACGUUUUGAUCAUUGUCAGCUGCGACCAACGAUGGUUGGAAGAUUCCCUAAGAACCGUUCUCGCGCAGCCGAGCGACCUCCAGGUCGUCUGCAUGCAUCACGAAGAGAACGGCUUUCACGCUCACCACGAGCCCUUCCACAACCUAGCCAGGGAAGGUCGGAUCCAGUUCGUCUCGUUGGGAGCGCAUACAUCACGUAUGUACGCCGAACACCUGACGCAGUGGUCCACUCGGGAUCGUAAUACGGGCUGGGCGGUACAUCCCGUACAGACUUUGGUCACGGUUCGUCCUCGCUCUCGUUCCCCGGAGAGAGAGGGAAAGGAAUCGAAAGCUCACGAAGAGGGUCCCUCGACUGUUCCCCCGCCCGCUCGUCUCUCUCUGGUCUUUGUUUUGGACAAGAAGAAGAACAGGCGCACCGGCUGUGAUAACGCCGUGAUCAUGGGCGACUUGACCUAUGGCCGUCGACAUUUCGAUCGAAUAUUUACCGACCUCGAGUCGGAGAUCAUACAAGACCCGUCGGCCUGGGGUUACCGGUACGACCCCGCUCUCAAAACCUUGACCCCCCUCGACCUGGAAAGCGAACCCACCUCGACCUCGACCUCGGCGUUCAAAUUACACAUCCUCGGUAGCGACAAGGGUAAAGUCCCCAUCCCAUCGCUCUUGGUAUCCGGCAACGUGGUCCAAAUCCACUCUCACACCACGUACGAGGAAUAUUAUUCCAUCCUCGGUCGAAUGGACCUAGCGAUCCCCGCUUGGAUCGAUAACGAAUACUGGGCCAAACGAGCGAGCGCCUCUAUAAGCGCUGCGAUCAACGCCAAGGUACCUACCUUGGUUUACCGGGCGAUCAUCGAUGCCUACCCUUACCUCCACCCCGUCGCGUACGUUUUACAUACCGCCGGGGAGAGCGAGAUGAAGAGCGUCCUCCGGCUCAGGCUACGAACCACACCUCCUUCAAAUUUAAAGAGCCAUAACGACGACGACGAUGGGUCCGGAUCAAAGUCAAGAUCGGUCGAUGAAGAUGACGCCCACCCGCCUGGAAUCACGCCUUCCUGGACAGGAUCCAUCCCAGCGUCGGCGGAUUGGGACGAAUAUCACCUGGUCCUCGAUCGAUGGAACCUCGAUAACCUGGAACGGGUCCUCCAUCGUGUCAAGCCGCAGUCCGAGGCGGGUCGUCUGGUACUGUAA
Molecule: messenger RNA, 1626 nt
Organism: Filobasidium floriforme
Lineage: Eukaryota; Fungi; Basidiomycota; Tremellomycetes; Filobasidiales; Filobasidiaceae
Exons: 8
Coding region: 1-1626 (541 amino acids)
Source: RefSeq, a predicted model, not a curated record